Messenger RNA from Ficedula albicollis (Collared flycatcher), 2202 nucleotides. RefSeq names its product TP53 regulated inhibitor of apoptosis 1 (gene TRIAP1). The coding region runs from base 43 to 273 and encodes 76 amino acids. NCBI's taxonomy places the organism in Eukaryota, Metazoa, Chordata, Aves, Passeriformes, Muscicapidae. The record is from RefSeq and is a predicted model, not a curated record. The transcript has 2 exons.
UGCGCCCGGCCCGGCCCGUCCUGAACCGGCGCGGCCGCCGCGAUGAACAGCGUGGGCGAGGCGUGCACCGAGCUGAAGCGCGAGUACGACCAGUGCUUCAACCGCUGGUUCGCCGAGAAGUUCCUCAAGGGCGACAGCGCCGGCGACCCCUGCGGGCAGCUCUUCAAGCGCUACCAGCUCUGCGUGCAGAAAGCAAUCAAGGAAAAGGACAUACCCAUUGAGGGCCUGGAGUUCAUGGGCCCAAGUAAAGGAAAAAGUGAAAACUCCUCUUGAUGUUGGCUGUAUGGGUGGAGUCAUUAAUAGGAGCCUUUGGACUAAGCACCAUCACCAGGUGGACCAUAGCUGCCACCUGGAUAAGACCUUUGUUAACUUCUUUCUAGGAAGUGACAAACGUUCUCUGCUUUUGAAAACAGCUAAAAGAAAAAAAACGACUGGAUCACGUGGUAACUGCUGCCUCCUUUCCAGUGAAAGCGGUUCAGCAUCUAAUGGCUUAAAAAUCCAUGUGACCUAACUUCCUACUGAAUGUACUUGGUAAUGGGGGAAUGCUGGUUAGAGUGGGCUGAGAUGGUUUCUUUGUGACUGAUUUCUUUUGCUUAUUUGUAUAACACUUGAAAAUGUUUAAAAUAAUAUGAAGGGGUUAAUGUACUUUCUAUUAUCUCUGCUGCUGAAUUUUUGGUGAAGAAGUUAGUUUCAUGUCAUCCUGAACACUGAAGGGCUUAAGCACUGUUUUGUGUCAGCUACAGAGAUCAUUUAAAAGCACUAGUGGACCUGCAACAGCUUGGCUAAAAUAAAUAUAACCAGGUUAUAUUUUGUUUAAGUAGGUAACUGUGGAGUAGAGUCUGAUUGUGACCCCCUAGGAGGGAUGGAAGUGGCUCUUCAGCAGCUGAAGAGAAGACUUUUAAUGCAGAGGUUGCUUCAACCUUUUCUGAGGUACCAACACAUCCAUGAACUUGAAUCCUCUCUCCUUUAGCAUUACACGUUUCUGUGGUUUGAUCCUCACACAGGGAUGGGGCAGAGCUUGCCCCUCUCCUUACACCAACACAGGUGAAAGAGUAAAAUAUAUUAGGGCCUGAGGACAAAAUGUAACUUCAUAAUUCUAGAAUUACAGUGAGCAAAAAAGAAAGCUUCACUCUCUGCUUUUAAUUACUACUAAUUAUUUAAAGGUUUUACUUAAAAAAAAACUCUGCUGGCCUGUCCAUACCACAGCCCCUCACAGAGCCCAGACAGAGUCCUGUGGCCUGGUGCAGAGGAUCAGGAACUGCCUGCAGCCUGAGGCUGUUGUUCCUGUGCCAGUCACAUACCCAGGUGAGCCACACUCUUGUUCUGAGGUGCAGAGAGCCCCAGAGUGCCAGCACAGGGGUUAAAUAUAACACUGAAAAAACAGGCUGUUGGCAGAGUGCUGUGUCACUCAGGUAUAAAUAAAAACGGGUCUAAGGGAAGGAUGUAUGAACAGCAUUUUGGAGACAGUCAAUGAUGUAGCUUUUUUUUAAGGAGUAACACACAAAACCAGUUUGCUUUUCUAUGAUCUUCAUGUAGGGCUAAAUGUGAUGUGACUGUCAGCUUUAAAACUGUUCCCAUCAGUGCCUUGUACUUUCAGCAUAGGAAAACUUGUCUCAGCAAUCUUUUGCUGGUAAGCAGACAAAAAAACAAUCACAUGGAAAUACAGGGAAGGCCAUCCUGCAGUACCCACUUUGAGAUUCUCUCUUGUUAUCCAUCACUCCUUUCAACAGGAAGAUGCCAAAGCAGCUGCUGCAUUCUACCUUUUAGGAAGAACCACAUUGAUGAUAGCUGAGAUAGAGCUAAGCUUGUGCAAAAAAUAUAGAAGUUGUAGUAAGAACUGGAAAAUGGUUGACUUGUAGUGAGCAAAACUUGAAAAUGAAGGUUGUAUGGCACAGGCUCAGGCUCUUGGCUCACUAAUCCCUUCUACUUCAAGCAGCUUCUACAUGACACAGUACAUGUUAUACAAGCAUAAGCACUAGAGCCAAAAUUGUGUUUUCUUUGGCAAAACCUGUGUGAGAGACUUUAUACAGAUUGCAGCUUUAUGGAAAGCAGAGUGGUGAGCAAGAUAUGUGCUGAUGUACCUGAAGAUUUGAUAGCUGAAGGUGAACAGUGUGAAGGUGAACAGUGUGAACAUCAUCUUUACUGCCACUCCCAAGAGAAAACCACCUUCAUGACUGUUAAUAAAUAUUGCAAAAGCUGAUA